AUGCCUCUCUCCAAACUCCUCGAAAUCAACCUCAUCUCCGCUCACGACCUCCCCCCUCUCUCCGCCACGCUCCGCACAUUCGCCGUUGCCUACGUCUCCCCGGACCACAAACUCACCACCAAAACCGACCACCACGGCCACACCAACCCCUCCUGGAACUACAAGAUGCUCUUCCACGUCCCCAAAGACUUCCUCACCCUACCCUCCGCCUCCCUCACCGUCGAAAUCUACAACAUCGCCCGCCUCCGCGACCUCCCCAUCGGCACCGCCCGCCUCCACCUCCCCACCCUCUCCCCUCCCCUCACCCAAAACAGCGGCUACCGCCUCCUCUCCCUCCCGAUCUGCCAACCCUCCGGCAACCUCAAGGGGACACUCAGCCUCGGCAUCCAGCUCAUCGAUAUGGACGACGACAUCAGCCUCUCCUCCCUCCGAAUUACCGACGAAAAUUCCGUUGCUAACGAAAAGGCCAGAAUUAGCGACGAAAAUUCCGUUGCUAACGAAAAGUUCAGUGUUAGCGACGGAAUGUCAAUAUCCGUUGCUAAUAAAAAUAGUAACGAAAAUCGAAAUGGCCCGGAUGAGAGGCCGAGGCCGAGGCCUAGGCCGAGGCGGAAGAAGGGGAUGUACGAUGGAGACGGGGCGGGGUACGGGAGUUCGAUAUUGAAGAACUGGACGGUGGGGGGGAGUACGUGCGAGGGGAUACCGGAAAAUGUGGAGGAGGGGAAGGAAAUGGAGAUUGAUCAACGGUGGAAGAGGAAAAGUGGGCUGUUUAAGUGCUUCUCUAAUAAAUUCAGAUUGAAGAAGAAGGUGGGAAAUGUGGAUACACUUCAUCAUAGAUCGCAAUCAGAUGGAGGUUUGGGAAAGUUUUAUAGCUGA
Messenger RNA from Salvia splendens (bonfire salvia), 873 nucleotides. RefSeq lists its product as uncharacterized. The record is from RefSeq and is a predicted model, not a curated record. The transcript has a single exon. Lineage: Eukaryota; Viridiplantae; Streptophyta; Magnoliopsida; Lamiales; Lamiaceae. Bases 1 to 873 code for a protein of 290 amino acids. Gene Ontology annotation, biological process: defense response.